This is a messenger RNA of Rana temporaria (common frog), 2490 nucleotides long. Its product is annotated as zinc finger protein 862-like. Lineage: Eukaryota; Metazoa; Chordata; Amphibia; Anura; Ranidae. Gene Ontology annotation, molecular function: protein dimerization activity. Bases 112 to 2343 code for a protein of 743 amino acids. The record is from RefSeq and is a predicted model, not a curated record. The transcript has 3 exons.
CAAGAAGAUCACACCAUCUCUCACCAUCAUCAGGAUAAAGAACUAAAAGGCAUCAAGGCUGAGAUUAAAGAGGAAGAAGAAGAGACGCUUGUGAGUGGGGCUCAGCAGUCUAUGGAGGAGGAGAUGAUUAUAAAAAGUAAAAAGGAGGAAUCUGCUCAUUAUGCCAACGCAAAAAAAAUGAAACGUGCCGCCAAAGCUGUGACACCAGAAGAUGCCAAGCAACCGCGGAUGACAAAUUUCUUUGCAAAGAAUUCUUGUUCAGAAGGUGCAGUGCAAAAUGUUACUGCAGAAUCAAACGGCACAAGCGAAGAACCACCAGCAGAGACGUCCCCUUCAACAAGUCACCCUCAAAAUGAAAGAAGAAGGAAGUUUAAACAAGAUUGGUGCAAGCUACUCACGUGGCUUAAAUUUGACCAUAGCACAGGCAUAGCCAUAUGUGAGAUUUGUUCCUCCUUCCCUGGCAUUGUUGACCACGCAUCCAAGAUUGUGAAAGGGUUUUCAGGACCGUUUAAACUGGAGACCUUCAAAAAACAUGGACAGUCACUCCAGCAUAACAAAUGUAUAAAAGCCAAACACGCCCUGUUGGCUGCAGAAGCUACGCCGUUGCCUGCAUGCGUUAAGAAAAUGGACCAGGGGGUGUUCAACCACAUGAAAGUUCUAUUUAAUGUGGCCUAUUAUAUUGCAAAACACAACAAGCCGUAUACAGACUUUAAAGGUUUGUUAGAGCUGACGGAGAAACUAGGGGUUGCUGCGAGAGAGGAGUAUGCGAAUGACAAGAGAUGCAAGGAAUUCAUCUCGCAUAUUGCAACUGUAAUCCGGAAAGAACUCAUCUGCGAGCUAAAGAAGGCCAAAUACGUUAGUUUGAUGCUAGAUGAAUCAACUAACAAAGGAGGAGUAGAAGAAUUGAUAUUGUAUGUCAGAUACAUCAAGAACAAUGGGAUCAAAGAAGUAUUUCUCUCAGUCCUACCUCUUGAAAUGGCAACUGCAGAUGGGUACUUAGAAGCCAUCACUAAAGAGCUGAAGACACAUGGUCUUUCAGACUGGCUUUUUUCAAACAAGUUGAUCGGAAUUGGUACAGACGGUGCUGCAAGCAUGAUUGGAGCUGAAGAUGGGCUGGUACAGAAAGUACGUAGAAAUCUCAGCCAUGUCAUCGGCAUUCACUGCGUCGCACACAGAUUAAAUCUAAGCGUGUUAAGCUCCGUGAAGGAGGGAAAAUGCAUCGACGACCUCGACUCCGUUUUGAAGAAGCUGUAUCAGUUUUACCAGCAGUCGCCCAAGAGAAUGCGACAGCUGAAGCAGGUAGCUGAAAGUUUUCACGAGAAAAUCCAGAACUUUCAGUACUUGCAUAACAUAAGAUGGGUGUCGAGCAAAGUCGGCGCUCUCUCCGCACUUGUCAAAGACUGGAAAUGUGUGACGGUCCACCUCGAAAGCGUCGCGGCGGAAAAGGACAGCGCUUCUGCCGUUGCACGCGGUUUGUUGAAAAAGCUAACCGACUUUAAAUUUGUUCACAUGCUCCAUUUUCUGCUCGACUAUCUAGAAAUUAUUAAGAACCUCUCCCUUUUAUUUCAAAGGGAAGAGCUUUUCUUAAGCACCAUUGAGUUGCACGUGAAAAACACAAUUUGUUCUUUGAAAUCGCUCAAAGAUGUGCCAAAACAGCACGAGGAGAGGUUUCUAACUGGAGCGUCACUCAAAGGACAGUAUCAAGAUGUGCAGUUGCAUGGACUCGGCAAUACCGCAACUUCUUUGAUCCAAAACGAAAAGGAAAAAAUGAUUCAGCACGGUGCGAAAUAUCUAGAAGAGCGAUUUCUCAUUCAAAGGAAUAUUGAACGUUCCACUGCAGUUUUUGAUACCUUCGCCUGGCCAUCGGGAAAAGCGCUACAGGACUAUGGUGUGGAUGACAUUACCGCAUUGGCUCAGCAUUUCCAGAAACAACUCUCAGCGCCUGAAAUGCACGAAAAAAGCAUGCAUGCAAUCCACAACGAGUGGUAUGAAUUUAAAGUUCUUGGAAAAGGAAAGAAACUGUGUGAACUUCUGGAUUUGUCACUCUCCAACACAGACAGAUUUCCAGUUUUGGGAAACUUGUUGUCUAUAGUGUCUGUCUUGCCUGUCUCAACCGCGUGUUGUGAGAGAGGAUUCAGCUUAAUGAACCUGGUAAAAAAUAAGUUCAGAUCUUUAAUGCAGCAAGAAAGUUUAGGCGAUUUGUUGAUGACCAACAUGAAUGGACCAUCAGUGAAGGAUUUUGAUCCUGUAAAGGCUAUUGACCAUUGGUACUCUAAUUGCAAACGUACAAGGCAUAUUCAUGGCCACAAAAAGCCAAGUGAAAAAAAAAUGACAUUGCAUUAAACACUUGGUGUCACGUCAGAAUAUUUUUGUUACCUACACAAGUUAAAUGCCUUUUAUAUAAUGUUUGGUUCUAGUCAUCUUUCUGUGUAAAUUUAAGAUUGGUUAAUUUUUAUAUUGAAAAUAAAGCUUUUUCGGUCGUAAAUAAAA